This is a messenger RNA of Sclerotinia sclerotiorum 1980 UF-70, 567 nucleotides long. RefSeq lists its product with no specific name. The record is from RefSeq and is a predicted model, not a curated record. Gene Ontology annotation, biological process: ribosomal large subunit assembly. The transcript is spliced from 4 exons. Lineage: Eukaryota; Fungi; Ascomycota; Leotiomycetes; Helotiales; Sclerotiniaceae. Bases 1 to 567 code for a protein of 188 amino acids. Gene Ontology annotation, cellular component: preribosome, large subunit precursor.
AUGCCCAAAGCCGCGAAACCUAAGCGUCGCAAGAAGAGCCAGUCUAGAACGGAAGUAACAUCCAUAUCCGACAGUGAGAGUGACACGGCUACUAAAUCUCAAUCCUCCAAGCCAAAAGCCCAGCCAGCUUCCACCAAAUCAGUCCCUCAAACCAUACCAACUCCGACAAUCAAAACUCCAUCAAAGCCAAAUCCGGUAAAAGAUUCAGCUCUGGCCGAGAAGUUCACAGCGCAUUAUCUUCAACGCGCCACUAUCGAGUUCUCUGAGGAUUUGGAUAAGAUCCGUGAAGCGGAUGAUUUCAAUGAGAAUGCGUUGCAGAUAUUGGUGCAUGCAUUGAAGCAGGGGACGGAAGUUUGGGUGGUGAUGGGGAAGAAAGGAGGACGAGCGGAAUGGGACGAUGACGACGCCUCUGGUCCUGGUGGUGAUGGAAUGGGCAAGAAGACCGGCAGGAGCAUUUUCAUGAAAAACUUCUCCGAUUUUGAUAAUAAGGGCAGCGGGAAUAGGGCUAUAAUUGUCAUGAAGUCUGCUAAAAAUAGGCACUUCAAAGAACUCGAAGCAACCGCAUGA